This is a messenger RNA of Mauremys reevesii (Reeves's turtle), 7714 nucleotides long. It is a transcript of the gene ERBB3, whose product is annotated as erb-b2 receptor tyrosine kinase 3. Gene Ontology annotation, cellular component: basal plasma membrane; signaling receptor complex. The record is from RefSeq and is a predicted model, not a curated record. Gene Ontology annotation, biological process: positive regulation of cell population proliferation; nervous system development; protein phosphorylation. The transcript has 28 exons. Bases 133 to 4086 code for a protein of 1317 amino acids. Gene Ontology annotation, molecular function: ATP binding; protein tyrosine kinase activity; neuregulin receptor activity. NCBI's taxonomy places the organism in Eukaryota, Metazoa, Chordata, Testudines, Geoemydidae.
CGCAGCGGCGGGGACACGGGAGCUGCGCGGCCGCCGCGGAUCCGCCAGCCGGGAGCCCCGCCCGGCCCCAGCGGGGAGCAGGUGGCUGCGGCUCGCAGCCCGGCCCGAGCAUGUCCUAGCGCGUCCGGCACGAUGCGGAGCAGCCCGCGCCCGGGACCUUUCCUCUGCCUGCUGCUGCUGCUCUGCCGCCCGGAGCUCGCCGCCGCCCAGGCGGUGUGUGCGGGGACCCUGAACGGGCUGAGCGUGACGGGCGAUGCCCAGCACCAGUACCAGACGCUCUUCAAAAUGUACAACAACUGCGAGAUCGUCAUGGGGAACCUGGAGAUCGUGCUGAUCGACCACAAACAGAACCUGUCCUUCCUGCAGACCAUCCGGGAAGUGACGGGCUACGUCCUGAUCGCCAUGAACGUCUUCACGUACCUGCCUCUGGGGAACCUGCGGGUGAUCCGGGGCACCCAGCUCUACGAGGACAAACACGCCCUCUUCGUGCUGCUGAAUUACCACACCAACGGCUCGCACGCCCUCCGCCAGGUGGGGUUCAACCAGCUCACGGAGAUCCUGGCGGGCGGGGUUGACAUCGAGAGGAACGAGCAGUUGUGCCACGUGGACACCAUCGAGUGGAGGGACAUCAUCCGGGACCCGCUGAUCGACCCGGUGGUUCGGCAGAAUGGCAGGAAGUGUGCCCCCUGCCAUGAGAGCUGCGAGGGACACUGCUGGGGCCCGAACCCAGAGGACUGCCAGAAAUUGACCAAGACCAUCUGCGCCCCGCAGUGCAACGGCCGCUGCUUCGGGCGCAACCCCAGCGAGUGCUGCCAUGACGAGUGUGCGGGGGGCUGCACCGGCCCCCGCCAGACUGAGUGCUUCGCCUGCCGCCACUUCAACGACAGUGGGGCCUGCGUCCCGCUGUGCCCGCAGCCGCUGAUCUACAACAAACUCACCUUCCAGCUGGAGCCCAACCCCGACACCAAGUACCAGUACGGGGGCAUCUGCGUGGCCAGCUGCCCACAUAACUUCGUGGUGGAUCAGAGCUCCUGCGUGCGGGCCUGUCCCAAGGACAAGAUGGAGGUGGAGAAGAACGGCCUGAAGAUGUGUGAGCCCUGCCCUGGCCUCUGCCCUAAAGCCUGCGAGGGGACGGGCACCGGGAACAAGUACCAGACCGUCGACUCGAGCAACAUCGACACGUUCGUCAACUGCACCAAGAUCCGGGGCAACCUGGACUUCCUCAUCACGGGGCUGGACGGGGACCCCUGGCACAACAUCUCGGCCCUGGAUCCGGAGAAGCUGAACGUCUUCCGGACGGUGCGGGAGAUCACGGGUUAUCUGAACAUCCAGUCGUGGCCCAAGCACAUGGACAACUUCAGUGUCUUCUCCAACCUCGUCACCAUCGGGGGCCGGAGCCUGUACAACCGCGGCUUCUCCCUGCUGAUCAUGAAGAACCUGAACGUGACGUCGCUGGGGCUGCGCUCGCUGCGGGAGAUCAGCGCGGGGAAGGUUUACAUCACCCAGAACCGGCAGCUCUGCUACCUCCACACCGUCAACUGGGGGGCGCUGUCGCGCCGCAGGGCUGACCUGGAGAUCAAGGACAACAAGCCCCGGGGCAAGUGCGUGCAAGAAGGGAAGGUGUGUGACCCACUCUGCUCCAGCGACGGCUGCUGGGGGCCCGGCCCCGACCAGUGCAUCUCCUGCCGCAACUACAGCCGGGAGGGGACCUGCGUGGCCACCUGCAGCUUCUACCAGGGGGCGACCCGGGAAUAUGCCCGCGGGGGCGAGUGCUACCAGUGCCACCCGGAGUGCGAGAGGAUGGAGGGCAACGUGACCUGCAACGGCUCGGGCGCGGACGCCUGCGUGAGAUGUGCCCGGUACAAGGACGGGCCCCACUGCGUGGACAGCUGCCCCGAGGGCAUCCUGGGCGAGCAGGGGCCCAUCUACAAGUACCCGGACGCCCACCGCGAGUGCCACCCCUGCCACGAGAACUGCACGCGGGGGUGCCUCGGGCCGCAGCUCCAGGACUGCGUCACAGAGCCCCUGCCCAUCGCCAGGAAAAGCCCCACGCUCAUAGCGGUGAUGGUCGUGGGCUGCCUCUUCAUCUCCUGCUCCUGCUUCCUGCUCACCCUCCUGUACUGGCGCGGCAAGAAGAUCCAGAAGAAGCGGGCGAUGCGCCGCUACCUGGAGAGGGGAGAGAGCCUCGAGCCCCUGGACCCCAGCGAGAAAGCCAACAAGGUGCUGGCCCGGAUCUUCAAGGAGACGGAGCUGAAGAAGCUGAAGGCGCUGGGCUCGGGCGUGUUUGGGACGGUGCACAAGGGCGUCUGGAUCCCGGACGGAGACUCCAUCAAGAUCCCCGUCAGCAUCAAGGUGAUAGAGGACCGGAGCGGCCGCCAGACCUUCCACGCCGUCACCGACCACAUGCUGGCCAUUGGCAGCCUGGACCACGCCUACAUCGUGCGGCUGCUGGGCAUCUGCCCCGGGACGCAGCUGCAGCUGGUGACGCAGCUCCUGCCGCUGGGCUCGCUGCUCGACUACGUGCACAAGAACAGGGACGCCAUCGGGCCGCAGCUGCUGCUCAACUGGUGCGUGCAGGUUGCCAAGGGCAUGUACUACUUGGAAGAGCAUCGCAUGGUCCAUCGGAACCUGGCCGCCCGCAACGUCCUACUGAAGUCGCCCAACCAGGUGCAGGUGGCGGAUUUCGGCAUCGCCGACCUGCUCUACCCCGACGACAAGAAAUACUUCUACAAUGAGAUCAAGACGCCGAUUAAAUGGAUGGCGCUGGAGAGCAUCCACUUUGGGAAGUACACGCACCAGAGCGACGUCUGGAGCUACGGCGUGACGCUGUGGGAGAUGAUGACGUUCGGGGCAGAGCCCUACGCGGGGAUCCGGCUCGCCGAGGUGCCCGACCUGCUGGAGAAGGGCGAGCGGCUCAUGCAGCCCCAGAUCUGCACCAUCGACGUCUACAUGGUGAUGGUGAAAUGCUGGAUGAUCGACGAGAACGUCCGUCCCACCUUCAAGGAACUGGCCAACGAAUUCACUCGCAUGGCCCGCGACCCGCCCCGCUACCUAGUCAUCAAUAGGGAGAGUGGGCCGCUGCCCCCCGCCGAGCCCACCCUGAGCGACAAGGAGCUGGAGGACAUGGAGACGCUGGAGCUGGAGGAGGAGCUCGGCCCCUUCAACACGGCCAGCGGCCUCUUCGCCUCCAGGCAGCGUGUGGACUACGCCCGGAGCCCGAACCUGAGCCCCCCAGCCGGCUACAUCCCCAUGAACCAGACCGGCCUCAGCGGCUGCCGCCAGGGCACCGGGCUGGGCUCCCGGCAGACCCUGCGGGCCCGGCAGGAGUCGGUGGGCCGGACGGUGUCGGAGUCGUCGGAGGGCCGGGGCACGGCCUCGGAGUGCGAGCUGAUGGAGGAGCUCUCCCUGCCGGGCAGCCUGUGCCAGGGCCUGCGCUCCCGGGGCGACAGCGCCUACCUCUCCCAGCGCGAGAGCUUCCCCCUGUCCGCGGGCACGGCCGACGGCGAGGACGACACCAACGGCUACGUCCUGCCGGAUAACCACGGCCGAGAGCGAGCGGGCAGUGCCGCCCGGGCAGCGCGGGACGGGCCCCUGGGCUGCGUCUCGGAGCCGGAGGAGGAGUACGAGUACAUGAACAGACGCCCCCCGCAGCCCCGGCCGGCCUCCCUGGAGGAGCUGGGCUACGAGUACAUGGACCUGGGCUCGGAGCGCAGCGCCUCCCUGGGCAGCGUGCUGAGCUCCCAGCUGCCCGUGGCCGGCUGGGAGGUGGCCGCGGCCGAGGAGGACUACGAAUACAUGAACAAGCAGCCCAAACUCAGCCAGUCCCUGAGCAGCGUGCUGAGCUCUCCGGGGGCCGGGCGGGACGACUACACCUGCAUGAGCGCGGCCGUCCCCCGGGGCUCCCCCGAGGAGCAGGCCUACGAGGUGAUGGAGGCCAUCCUGGCGCCGGGCUGCCAGAGCUCGCCCUGCCCCAAGAACGGCUUCAUGAAACCCCUGCGGAGCCUGGAAGCCUCGGACUGCGCCUUCGACAACCCCGACUACUGGCACAGCCGGCUCUUUGCCAAGGCGGACGCCCAGCGGACCUAGGGGGCCAGGGGGGUGCCCAACCCGUCUGUCCUGGGGGGGCUGGGCCAUUGGACUCCAGCACCCGCCCGCCCCUCCCUGAACGAGCCCAGCCGGGGGGCUGGGAGCAAACGUCCUUCCCCAGCCCCAGGGGGUAUUUACAGCAAACGCUGCCCCUGGGUCUGUGCCCAUUGCAUGCUGGGAUGCAGGCUGGCUCUGGCAGCUGGGGGGCAAUGCACUGCCCCACUGUGAAAUCAAACCAGUCGGGGGGGGGCAGCCCCCUCCCCCGUUCCGCCUCAGGAUCACAGACAUGGACGCAGGACAGGUACCAGGGGAGUCGGGCUGCGUCCUCCCCUCCCCCCUCAUGGGAAAAGCCUCCUGUACUGAGCUCCCAGCAUAGGGCCUGGGGGCGUUUGGGGCCCAGCCAUGGAUCAGGCAGGUGGGGGAGGGGCUGCCUCAUUCCUCACCCCCUACCAAGCAAACGGGGGGGGGGUCUCCUUACACCUGGCUAUGAAGAAUCCCAGAGCUGCCCCAGGCAGGGCCGUGGGGUGACGUGAACAGAAGAGGGGGCUGCUGGUUUGGGGGUCUAGCGGGUAAAACGCUGGACCGGGAGCCAGAACUCCUGAGAUCUUCGUCCCAGACUCGCUGCUCUGGGCCAUGUAGGGAGUUAGAGACCUUCUCUCUCCUGCCCCCCUGCAAACCGGGGGUGUCCCAACGAGUGCGGCCCCCUCCCUUGCCGCUGCUGCGCUGGGCACAGCUUAGGAGCGGAGGCUGGAGCCGGGUGGAGAGUCGGUGGGUCGGGUUCCGUCCUGUUCAACCCGAUUUCCGCUGGGGUAAGAAGCCCGGGGGCCGGAGUCUGAUCCCGACCCCCCGGGGUGAUCAGAGCCCGCGCCUGGGGGUGACCCGAGAACAGCAGGCUCCAGCCCCGGACCUCCCCCCCCAUGGCCGCUGAGAGGCGGGGAGCUAGCUACCGGCGGGGGUGGGGGGAUGACGCCCCAAGCCUGGGGCCAAGAAAUGAAGUUGAUGGUUUUGCACUGAAUCUCGUGGUGAGGUUCCCUCCAUGUGCCCAGCUGGAGCAGGCUGGCCUGGCCCGCGGGCUGCCUCCCUACCCAGGGCUCCGGCCCGCGCUCCCCUCUUUCCUCUCCUCCGUGCGCGGUCUGUGGGGGGUCGUGGCCAGUGUCUCUGGGUACGCCGAGGGCUGCUGAAGUGUUUCUCUCCUCUGCAGGAAGCGGAGCGUGUGUGCCCCCCUUGUCACCCCCCCAAAUGAAGCAAGGGGGGGCUCUGAAUUCUUCCCACUUGAGGCCAUGGGAUGUCAGUGCUGUUUACCUGGGGGACUCACAGUGGGUCUGAGCAGCCUUGGUUAAAGUGGCGAAGUCGACGAAUCCUUGGCAGGGGAGCGUUGUCUAGGGGUUAGAGCAGGGAGUGCGAGAGUCUGGAUUCCUGGGUUCUGGUCCUACUCUAAGAGGGAACCGGGGUUCUUCCUUGCUCUGCGGCUGCACUGCUCCCAGCUCCAGGAGGAAGGGGGUGUCUAGUGGUUAGAACAGGCUGUCACCCUCUGCUCUCUGAGCUGUGGAAGGGGCAUUUCCCCCCAGCCACAGGGUGGGGCGGGACGGGGGGACAGACCAUACUACCAACGUGUGACUAGAGCGGGGACCUGCACGGGAGGGAGGAAGGGAGCGUGGGGCAGGUCUCUGCGGGCUCCUCCCCUCCCUCUUGCAGCCGGCUGAGCAGGGGGGCACCAGCCCCAUUGCCCUGAACUGGCUGUGGAGAUCAGAGACCCUUCUGGGGUGUCCAGUGAGACCUCCUGCCUGCUAGAGCCGUGGGGAAGCACCGACUCGUGAUCCCCCCCCAACCCACGUGGGGCGGAGUGCGUGACACGUCUCAGUCCUAAAACACACGUCUGGGCGAAGGAAUCCACGCGGGCACCUUGCUAGCGAGGCUGGCAUGGGGCCCCUGCCUGGCACACGGCUCAGAGCUGCCACUCUGCCCCCUGCCGGCAAGUGGCACUAACGUUCUCACGUGGGAAGGGUUUAUUGUAUUUCAGAAUGAAAAGUAGAAACAACCCUGAGGUCCCCCCACCCAUUGUGUGCUUCACCCAGGCUGCGCUGCACCAUCCCUUUUUAUUUGUUUUAAAUGCAGGAACCAAUAGCCUGCUGGGCCCGGACUCCUGGGUUCUAGCAUGACAAGGUGAGGGGUUUGCUGUGUUUUCUUCCCAGGCUCUCCAAAGGAGAGAACUGAGGAACCCACCAGGGGAGAGCUGAGCAUGGGGGCUGCACCUCUGGGCCUGCACCUUCCUACUAAACUCAAAGGGGCUGAUCGCGGUUUUGCUUCCGGCUGGACUAAUUCUAGUGAAAUCACCGGGUCCGAAUCCUCUUUGGGUUGUUUACACCUGUGCAAAGGGCAUGGAAACGUGGCAGCUCGCACGGGCAGCAUGCUGCAGGGAUGCAAGUGAGGACACGAGACGCAGGGGAAGAGCAGGUGCAAACUGAGCCAAUCCAAUUUGCUAAUUAGUCCUUUUAAAGAAACACAUGCGAUGCCUCCAGUAGCCUGGCCUGGAUCUUCCAGAAGAGCCCCCCCCCUUGUACAUUUUCAUAAAGGUUAACGCACUGGAAAGCAGGGAGUACUUUUUUUUCCCCUCCUGUCCUGGUUUGCAUUGUCUUGCUGUGUGUCAGAACUGGUGGAAUGAAGGUUAAAAGGAAUCUCUGAACUUUACAGUUUUACCUGUGGGACUCACAGCCGCAGGAUGAAAUCGCUUUAGUGUUUUGUUUUUUAAAGGAAUGAGACACUUACAGGAAUAGAAACACCAUUUGUGGUGACACCAGCUAGGAUAAAUGUCCCAAGGUUCACAGGGAAUAGGCAGCUCAGAAGGGAAUUUACUAUUAUUGCAUAUUUAGGCUCUGGUCUUGGAAGGAGAUGCAGAGAGUUGGACUCAUGUAGCACCUGGGAUGUAUUUAUUAAUAUAGGGGCCUGUCAACAAAUUUGCUCUGGCACGAGCUAGGCAAACCGCAUACAAACUGCAGUGUACUGUAGCCCGUGGCCAUAGCGAAUACAACAUUGGUGAAGGAAGGAAAUUGUACAGCACGUGCCGUGCUCCGCGACAGUGCACACAAAUAUUCUAAAGUCAAGGAGGUCUCUGGGAGCAGCUGUGCCAACCUCAAGUAUUCAAAAACCACGAACUCAGCUAUAAAAUCCUGGUUGGUUUGUUUUUUUAAAUGAGUUUGGUUUGGGUUUGUUUUUUUAAUUUGCCUUCUGGUUUCUGAGCCUUUAGGCCUGACAAGGCGUUGUAUUUUCAAGCUUUUCUGUGCGGCCACGAAGACUAGAACCAAACUUUAUUUACUAUGAAGCUUUAAGAAAACACCAAAUGCAAAACCGUACACUGAGCACGGGCAGCGCAAAGGAAGGGCCUUUCCGAGCACAUCUCACUGCCAGAUCGGGGCCAUACGUGUGUUGUUACAGGUGGAUGGGGACUGGUGCCUUCCUCUCAAGCGUUUGGCGUCCGUCGCUCUCGGGCUGGGACGCCGGGUUUGGCUGGGCCCAUGAACCCCUGCGUGGGAAGCCCUUGCUCGCGCCGUCUCUCCGGUUUCUGUGCUUCCCAUCACUGAAGGAGUUGUAAUGUAUUUUUUUAAGACAAAAUAAAAGUGACACUGAUGAA